UUAUAUUCAGUCUUCAUUUUCCCUUCAAAGAGAAAUUUUCCUUUCGAAGCUUUUAGACUGUGUUUAGAAAUCGAAAGAAAAAAAUUAUGAUUUUCUGCUGAAAAAAAAGUUCUAAGAAUUCGAGAUUAACAAUUUUAGUAUAAAUAAAAGAAAAUGCUACUAUCGAAUAGUAUCGAGCGGACUACAGAAAGGUACUCAUACUUCAGCACUGAAUUUUAAAAGUCAAACGACCAUGUUCACGAACAUAAUAAAUUGGACCUUGAUUGCUUUAUCAAAAGUAUGAAAUUUGGAGUUUCCCAUCAUCUCCACCAACGUAAAAUUGUUUCUGCAAAACAUGAUGUAAUAAAAAGUGGAAUGUCUACCUCAAACACAACAACAUCGGAUUUCAAUGAAUGGCUGCGUGCCAUGAAAAUGGUAGCUCGCUUACCAGGAGGUAUGCCGCCAGAGUUUAGACGGAAGCUCUGGCUGGCGUUGGCUGAUCAACACUUUCAAUUGAAAGAAAUUGAUUGGGAAAAGGGACAACAGAAAUGUAUGUGCGAUCAAUCGCUAGACGACAACGAAGAGUUGGGUAUUCAAAUAGUUAAAGAUCUGCAUAGAACUGGCUCUAGUUUAUUUUCCGGUCCCGCUGGAUCGCUCAAUCAGGCUAAAUUGAAAAGAGUGUUAAUUGGUUAUGCCCGUUGGAAUCCGGAAGUAGGCUACUGUCAGGGAUUUAAUAUGUUAGGAGCUUUAAUAUUACAAGUUAUGGAUAAGGAGGAUGUUGAAUCGCUGAAAGUAAUGAUAUUUUUAAUUGAAGGAUGUCUACCAGCAGGUUACUUUAAUGGUUCCCUAGGUGGACUGCAAGCAGAUAUGGCUGUGUUUCGAGACUUACUAAGCGCAAGACUGCCAAAACUUGCAAAACAUUUACAAAAGUUACAAGGACCGAUGGGCGAAGGUUCAUUCGAACCACCGUUAACCAAUGUAUUCACAAUGCAAUGGUUUUUAACCUUAUUUUGUACAUGUUUGCCAAUUAAUUGCGUCCUAAGAGUUUGGGAUUUGGUGCUGAUUGAAGGAAGUGAUAUUCUGUUAAGGACUGCGUUAGCCAUUUGGGGACUGUUAGAAGAGCGAAUCCUAGCUACGAAAACGGCAGAUGAUUUUUAUUGCAAAAUGGGAAUGCUUUCUGGUGAACUGCUAAACGGUCAUUUGUUUGAUUCGAAUGGUCUCAUUCAGAAAGUUGUCGACCUGGGACCUAUACCAGAACUACAAAAGCUCAGAGAUAAACAUCUGUAUAAUAUAGCACCAUGGAGGGAUAAACGUGGUCUGAAAAUAUUUCUAUCUGACGAUGAUGGCGAUUCUGACGACGAUUCCAAGUUAGCAGUAACUGCCGCUUGGGGUAUACGUUUAGGUCGGCGAGGAUCAAUAGGAUUGCCAACGACCAGUAAACAGUCAGAUGGCAAAGAUCGAAUUGCUUUAGAUAUAUCGUUGUUGAAGAAACAGUAUGACAAAUUGCGGGAACGUCAACGACAGGCUCACAUAAUAUUAACCAAUACGGCCAAACAAACUGUCAAUUCGUCGGGCUCUAAUCCUAUGUCGGUGAAUCAAUAUCUAAUGGGACGAAACGCUAUUGUGAGCAAAGGAAAAAGAUUGGGACCACUGCAGGGUUCAAUACCACCCGCACGGAAGCCGUCUAUAUCAUCGAAAGCUAUGAAAAUUUCACCCAAACAAGCGCAUCGAGACGAAACGGAUUCUAACUCUAACAUCAGCGACAAAAAGAAACCAAAGAAAAUGGUUGCACUGGACAGCUUAGAAAGUCAAUCGAAUUAUGAGAAUUAUUCUCCGAAGAAAUCUUCAAGUGCCACAUCAAUCAAAAGCAGUAUUUCAGAUACCUCAUUAUCAACGCCAUCAAAAUCGCGGAAACGAAGUGAAUCGUCGUCAUACAGUGAAGAUAGUGAUGUUAAUUCGAGUACCAGUACAAGUUUAUGCGAUGACGAAAAUUUCGAAUACAGUUUGUCGUCAGUGGAAUCGAGUCCAUUGAAAUUGGUGUAUAAUGUCAAGGAGGGUCAGCCAAAUAUUGACGAAUGUAUACGCAGCUUAAACCUAUACAAGACUGACGAUGGCGUAGAAAAUGGUUGUGACGAAGUAAUAGCAAUUUACGAUCAAAAUGAUGAACCGGCCGAAAUCGAACCGUGUGCAAAUGAUGGAUUUGACAGAAGCAUAAAUCAAACUGAUGAAGCAAACGAACCAUUGAGUGUAUUAGAAUUUGAUAAGAAAAAUUAUGACGACAUAUUGUAUGGAGCAUGUUGCUCGACAACGGGGGAUAUGACUGAAUCGUUUAGUAAUACGUGCGAUAGCGUGAGAAUAAAGUACUCAAAGAAAUAUCAGGAGGAGUUAUUCGGUCGUUCCCUAUCGCCCACUUUUACAACACAAAAUUCACCUCGUUUGGAUAAAACUGAUGCAACGACAAUCAAGAGCACAUCAGAAUUGGUAAACACUCUGGGUAAUCAAAUGCUUGAUGAUUCUGACAUCUUGAUCAAACAAGAGUUGCACAUUGACAAUCCUGUAGGUAUCACCAGUACGAGUCAAUUAUCUCCAAUUGUCGACAUCAGCAAAUACUUAGGCAAUUUUACCAUCAGUCCACUUCGAACACCGUCGUCAUCAUUCCUCGAAUAUUCGUCGAGUGAUUCGAUUCACCAAACUAACACGAAAUCGAAUGACGAAAGUGUGUUUCAGAAGUAUCUAGUCAACGACGAAGGGGUCACGAAUGAAUAUUUUGAAAUCGUUAAUGCUCCCGAACGACCUACGCGUCUCGAUCUAACGCAAUCAUUUUCGGGGAGACCCAUCAGUCCAGAUAACGCGAAAAUACCCAGUUCUCCAUACACAGCUGACGAGGCAAACAAUGAAAUCUCUUUGACCGAAAUCGUUGAUGAGUCGACGGUCCAUUACAAAGCUUACAGUAUGCACGAAAAUGUGCCCAUUUCAACGUCCAAUUCAUCAAUUCGCAUUAAAGAAUUCCCAGAUCGAACAAAUUUCAUCAAAGAAAAAUCUUACUCAUUGGAUGAGUGCACGAAGGACAAGGAAGAAUUUCGACCGACAUCAUGUCCAGAGUCUAGAUGUGACAAAAAUAACACCGAUCGAAUAUCGAAAAUAAUUGAAGAAAAUUCGCAAAUUUUGUGCAGAAUUUUGCAAAAGAAAUUGGCUGGUGAUAAAGGUGACCCAAUGGACGCAAGUGUGACAACAGUUGAAUUAGUUCAUGUGAACGAUGAUAUUGUGGAUAGUUCGACUCCAUUCGACGAUGUGCCGACAUCUGUUGUAUACAAAGCGAUGAAUGCAGAAAAUCAAGAGAAAAUUGUUAUUGAUUAUACCGUCAGUGCUGAUGGUUCAACUGAAGUUAGUUUCCAAGCAGAUAAUGACAAAAUAAAUGCAAUAGUUCCUACUGAACCUACUUCUCUCAACGACAAUAAGAAAGACAAUUCUGACGAAAAAAUGGUAGAUGAUGAUGAAGUAGCCAAAAGUGAAGGUGAUGAUAAAAGUUUAACGGACGCAACGACUGACAGUGAUGUUCUCAAUUACGGCGGUCUACACAUUCCUUUGUCUGAGCCUAAAAUUUCGAAAUUCGACCACAGUUAUUUGAACAGCAACACAGAUUCCAGUUUAAAGGAAACAAAGGAUAUAUUCGAGACGUUGUCUUCCAUAAAAAAUACAAUACAAAAUAUCGAUUCAUUAUGUCAAGACGAACGUCGAUCGAAAUCUCCCUACAGCAACAGAAAGGAUGUUAGCUAUGCAACAAAUUAUGGAAGCAAUACCGUAACAGAAAUCCAUUCGAUGAAAAAAAUGUCGUAUGACUUCACUAAAACUGAUUACCUGCCUUCACGCUACUCCCGAGACCGUAGUCGAGAUGUGUCGCCUCGGCGACGUUUACAAGAAGACGACAAAAAGGAGUACGAGAGCAGAACGAGAAGAGAUCUGCCGAUGAGCCUACCCCAUAAACAAAGCUUCAAUUCAGUCGACGUAAGCGGCGAAUCGAAAACAAAAGAUUACAGCAGCUACAUACCAAAUUUAACAUUCAGUUUAUCGAACUAUUCACCAGUUAAAUCAAAUAAAUUCGAAAUUCGGCACACCACCGUCACAUCAACGUUUUACGAUCGCUUUUUGUCACAGAAAAAAGAACGAUCCACCAAAUUGGACAAAUCACCGUCGACACCGGUCAUAACACGAACCUAUUUAGAAUCGUUGCGACCACCGUCUAAAGAUCGAAACUCAAAGUCGGCAGAAAAUUCGCCAUCUCGAACGGGUGCCAUCACCGACGAUUCACUUCUAUUGAAUGCCUACUCGCCCCCAUUCAGCAGUUCGUCAGUACGGAGCUGUGAUAAUAUACCAGCUAAACUGAUGAAAUCAUCGGAUUUGAGAAGUAGUUUUCAUCACCACUCACCUACACCAGCAUCAUCAUCAGUAUUUUUCCAGAGUUGAGUUUCCACAUUUCCCGAUGAGCUGUAAAUGAUACUCUAGUGUUUGCAACUGACACUUGCUGUGUUGUCAUUGACACACAUACACACACACUAAUUAAACUUUGCUAUAUAUACACACAGUGUGUGUUGUGCAGUUAACACUUUCUGUGUGUAAAUUAUACACUUGUGUUCAAUAGUACAGUUCAGGCAAAAAAAAAAGUUUCGAGUUAUCUCGACGCACAAUGUUUAAUUUAUUCAUAUGAUCAUU
This is a messenger RNA of Bradysia coprophila, 4689 nucleotides long. RefSeq lists its product as uncharacterized. Gene Ontology annotation, cellular component: endoplasmic reticulum. The record is from RefSeq and is a predicted model, not a curated record. NCBI's taxonomy places the organism in Eukaryota, Metazoa, Arthropoda, Insecta, Diptera, Sciaridae.